Messenger RNA from Pistacia vera, 608 nucleotides. RefSeq names its product MADS-box transcription factor 6-like. Gene Ontology annotation, biological process: positive regulation of transcription by RNA polymerase II. The transcript has 5 exons. Lineage: Eukaryota; Viridiplantae; Streptophyta; Magnoliopsida; Sapindales; Anacardiaceae. Gene Ontology annotation, cellular component: nucleus. Gene Ontology annotation, molecular function: RNA polymerase II cis-regulatory region sequence-specific DNA binding; DNA-binding transcription factor activity, RNA polymerase II-specific; protein dimerization activity. The coding region runs from base 93 to 608 and encodes 171 amino acids. The record is from RefSeq and is a predicted model, not a curated record.
AAGAAAGAAAGAAAGAAAAAAGGAAAAAAAAAAAAAUUACUUCCAUUUUCUUGCUUGCUCUGUGUUAUCUAUUGCUAGGUUUGUUGAGAAAAAUGGGGAGAGGAAAGGUGGUAUUGGAGAGGAUCCCCAACAAGAUCAACCGACAAGUAACCUUCUCUAAGAGAAGAAGUGGUUUGCUCAAAAAAGCUUAUGAACUGUCUCUGCUUUGUGAUGUUGAGGUCGCUGUCAUCAUUUUCUCUAGCCGUGGCAAACUCUCCGAGUUUGCUAGCAAUCACAGUAAUGUGGACAAAAUCCUGGAACGGUACAGGCAGUACUAUUAUUCGUCAAGUUCCAGCAGGAUUGCUGAGAAUGAAAAAGAGAUCUUAUAUCCGGAUAUCUUAAAAUUAAGGGCAACAUAUGAGUCUCUCCAGCGCUCACAAAGGCAUUUCCUUGGAGAAGAUCUUGAACAACUGAGUCUGAAAGAUUUGCAAGAGAUUGAGAAACAGCUUGAUGAAACACUCUAUCAAGCUAGACAAAGAAAGACGGAAAUGAUGCUACAACAGUUGGAAGAACUGCAGCAAAAGGUAAGAGUUAAGGCAUCGUUAUUAAAUAGCUUUUCCUUUCGGUAA